Messenger RNA from Kwoniella mangroviensis CBS 8507, 1746 nucleotides. RefSeq lists its product as uncharacterized. The record is from RefSeq and is a predicted model, not a curated record. NCBI's taxonomy places the organism in Eukaryota, Fungi, Basidiomycota, Tremellomycetes, Tremellales, Cryptococcaceae. Gene Ontology annotation, molecular function: oligopeptide transmembrane transporter activity. Gene Ontology annotation, biological process: transmembrane transport. The coding region runs from base 1 to 1746 and encodes 581 amino acids. Gene Ontology annotation, cellular component: plasma membrane. The transcript is spliced from 13 exons.
AUGCCAUCUUCGUCGAAAGAGAUCGACCGCGACCCUCUUGGGGAAGACUCAAGCGAGGCCAUCCACCAGCUACCCAGGAUUGGGGACUCGGAUAUUAACGACAACGCCAACAAAUUGUCCGAGAAGUACAUCGAGCCAACUGUCAGCGUCAACGAAGUCAACGACAAGGGUUACGAACCGAACAUCGAACAGGAAGAGGUGAUCGUCGUAGAAAACGCUGAUCAGCUGGUCUCGCAUGUCGUAGACCCUCGAGACGAUCCCGAUCUUCCUGUUUUGCCCUUCCGAUUUUGGUUCCUUGGUGCCGGUCUUGCUUGCUUUGGUGCUGUCCUUGCGGAGAUCUACUAUUUCAAACCUCAAAAUGCGUCGGUGUCAGCUCUGUUCCAGCUCAUUAUUGCAUAUGUUCUCGGCAAUCUUAUGGCUGCGGUCAUCCCUUCCAAAGGGAAAUGGCGAUACCUCAACCCCGGCCCUUUCAACAUCAAGGAGCAUGCCGCUAUCGUCAUCUUUUCAUCGACUGCCUCGGUCUCGACCGCUGAAGCGGUCACCAUCGUGGCGAUUCUCAACUUGUACUACAACAUUGAGAUAAACCCCGGUGUCGCUAUCAUUCAGACCUGGGCUACCCAGUGUGUCGGAUAUGCGGUCUGUGGUGUUCUUCAAUCCUCUCUCAUCUACCCAACCUACGCUGUAUGGCCAGAGACCUUGCCUUACAUGUCUCUUCUGCAGUCCAUGCACUUCGGAGGCAUGUUGAACAAGAAGCGAAUGAAGUUCUUCUGGAUCGUCUUCAUCGCCAUCUUCUGCUGGGAGAUUGUUCCCUCAUGGAUGUUCCCUCUUCUCACUGCUGUCUCAAUCAUUUGCUUGGCAGACAACGGUCGACACACUGUGGUGCGACAGCUGUUCGGAGCCGGUUCCUCCAACGAGGGUCUUGGUCUCUUCUCCUUCAGUUUUGACUGGAUUCUUAUCACCCAGGCGUAUCCUUUAUGUUUAGUGUGGCCGUUCAACUCUCAGUGGAAUUCCUGGAUAGGUCUGCUCAUUUGUUACGCUUUGAUGAUGGGAGGAUACUACAGCAAUGUUGGUGAAGGCCGCACCAACGGCUUGCCUUUUAUGAGUACUUCGAUUUUUACCUCCAACGGAAUCCCACCUAGAGUCGUGUUCAUCGCUCAAUUCUGCGGAACCUUCCUCGGCGCCACCCUCAAUUAUUGUAUCUACAGGUCGAUCAUGUCUGCUCAUCGUGAGAUCUUGAAAGACCCAGUCGGUAGUCGGAUCUGGUCCGGUUGGAAUCUGCAGGGCACCAAUUCCAAGGCUAUCACCUUCGGUGCUCUCGGAAAGCAGAUGUACACUGGCAAUGGACCAUAUUGGUUCAUUCCCGCUUGUUUGGGUAUUGGCUUGGUACUUCCGAUUCCCUUCUGGCUCAUGUACAGGCGAUUCCCUAAGCAGAGUAUUUGGAGGGAUCUCAACACUCCCAUCAUUACCAACUACAUGGGCUGGCUCCCAUACUCUGUCAAUGGUAUGUGGUGGUCUGGUGCCCUGAUCGGCUUCAUGUCCCAAUGGUGGGCUAGGAAGUACCGACCUAGAUGGUUCGUCAAGUACAAUUGUUUGCUCAGUGCGAGUCUCGACGGUGGUACUCAGGUCAUCUACUUCAUCCUCAACUUCGCCCUCUUCGGCGCAGCAGGAGCGGCGAAAGACUUCCCAUACUGGUGGGGUAAUCCCGAUCCCUCCGAGCUGAGUGUUGACAGGUGUCAAGCUGUCUGA